AUGUUUGGCCUCCUUAUUGCUGGCCGUCCGAUAGACGCGGCACCCCAAGUCAUCUCUCAGACUCAAUACGCCUUUCAGGUGCCGUCGCGACCAGCCUUCAACCAUAUCGCCGUCUUUUCCCUGCCAGGUCAGGAGCUGCCGCCCGAUGCCGCUGCCGCCAUAUUCAUCCAAAUCCAACCAUCGACCGAGUUCAAACUAGUUGGCGCGCUGUCGUCGCUGAGGCCGUCGACCAUGUUCAAAAUCAACACGGGCAAUAAUGUUGCGCCGGGCGCUGGAGAGGACGAUCUCAUGUUGGAUGAGACCCCCGAGGGUGUCGAGGUGGGAGGUCCAGCCGUCGUCGUCGGCAUAGAGAUACAACCUGCCGCACAAGUCAAGGCUCUGCUGGCGGAGCAAAAGGCAAACUCGUCGACACAGCUGGUGCGGUCGAAUCAGUCAGCUACGGCCUCUCCAGUCACAACAAAGGUUCUCGCCCAGCGCAUCAUCGCCAACGCUUUCAAUUUCCUUGCGUCAUUUGGUAGCGAUACUGUCCCGCUCAAGGCCUUUGAGGCAUGGUGGUCGAAGUUUGAAAGCAAGGUCAACAACGAUCCCAGUUUCCUUGAGCGCCCGCAAGACUGA
Messenger RNA from Aureobasidium pullulans EXF-150, 615 nucleotides. RefSeq lists its product as uncharacterized. Gene Ontology annotation, molecular function: nuclear import signal receptor activity. Gene Ontology annotation, biological process: protein import into nucleus. Bases 1 to 615 code for a protein of 204 amino acids. The transcript has a single exon. The record is from RefSeq and is a predicted model, not a curated record. Gene Ontology annotation, cellular component: nucleus; cytosol. NCBI's taxonomy places the organism in Eukaryota, Fungi, Ascomycota, Dothideomycetes, Dothideales, Saccotheciaceae.